UCCUGACGUAGAAUAAGAUCUAGUUGAAUAUGGUCUUACAUACGCGUUGUUUUUAAUAAAGCUAUAUCGAAAGUGAUCAACCACAAACUUUAUAUAUGAAUAUUAAGUUAAAAUGAAUUAUAAAAUGGAUUGAUUUGCAGAACACUCAUCAUGUCAAGUGAAGGGCAUACGUUCAAUGACUCAGGCGUCGAAAGCGUCGGUGAUACUAAUCCCGUCACAGACAAUACAGAACCUCAGCCUAAAGAGAUUGAGAGGAUGGAUAAACCAAAACACGACGUAGGUCAAACAGGUGCGUCCAACAACGAAUCGGAAGAAAGGAGGAUAAAUGAAUCAAAACACGUCGAUGGCCAAACAUCUGUGUCUAUAAACAAAUCAGAAGAAAGAAAUAUCGAUCGGCUUACAAAUCAAAUCAAACACCUAGAAAACGAAAAAAGAGAGCUAGAACAAUGUGUGCAGGGCGCCAGAAAUGAACUAUCCAAAGAAAAAGAGAAGAAUAAAGAAGACAUGCAGCUAGUUAUCGCAGAAAAAAUGACAGCAGUAGAGAAAUCUGCAGCAGCUGAGGAAGUUAUCCAUAAGCUAAAGAGCGAUAUUGAAGACAGCACACGGACAAUUUCCAACUUAGAGGACUGCAUAAAACAACUAAAACAACAAGAAGGAGAGCGGGACAAGACCAUUAAAGAGCAGAAAGAAAGCAUAAAACAGCUGAAAAAAGAAGCAGAGGAGAAGGACAAGACAAUAAAAGUGCAGAAAGAAAGUACUAAUAAACUAAACAAAGAACUGAACGAGUCACACUCAAAAGUAAGGAUCCUCGAAAGUAGAGAAAAACAGUUACGGAACAAUGAAGCUUCCUUAGAAAUGAUCAACAAGGAAUUGAUUCAGACCAAUGACGGACAUGUAAAAAAUAUGGAAGCAUUAAAGUCAAGCUUCAGACAACAAGUGGCCCAGAUAAAAGAUGAUUGCCGCGCUUUAAGCAAAAGGCUUGAAGAAUCGGAGAACGACAAACGUACUUUGACUCUCAGGUUAAGCAAAAUAGCCGGAGCAAACCUUGCUUUUCAAAACCCGAACAUAGCGGAUUUAGGUGACCCAAAUCGGCCAACUAAGCUUGCAGAGAAGUUCAGUGAGCUUUAUGACAACCAGUGGACAGAUGCAUUUGAACAAAUAGAUUUAGAGGAUGAUCAGGAAAGAAUAAAACGACUGUUUGAUAUCUUAAAGAAUGUCAACGGGCAUUGCCUUGAUGUUUUUCGGAAUUAUGACGCUGAUGUGAAAGAAAGCCUAACAAAUCUUGCAGUUACAAGUAAAAUCAAAGAACUUAAACCCGAACGAACGCAAGAAGUUAAAAACGAUACCGGUUCACCAUCAGAAAACUGUUUCAAAAUUCCAUCGGAAAAGGAUACCACUUCACCAUUGCAAGCAGAAUCCAAAGAAGAGAUGACUGGGAAUGUGGGUCUAUGCCACACAUAUCUGUGGCACAAGAAAGAGACUGAGGAUAUAGGAGGCGGAUGCAAAAUGAUAAAAUAUAAAAACGAUAUUGAUGUGAAAUGUAUAAGCCCUGAAUUAAUGAUGGGAUCUGAGUGUACAAGACAUGUAACGGCAGAGGGAAUCAAGGAGGAAAAAGCAGAAGGAGCAGCAGAAAAAGGAGGAGAAGAAGAAGAAGGAAAAGGGUGCAAAACAGAAAUAAAAAUGGAAUCAGGUUCUUUUAAACAGACUGGACAAAAAGAAGCUGAGAAGAAAAUGGACGGUGAACUUGCAGAUGAGAAUAAUGAGUACAAUCCAGAUGUCAAAUCAGAAAGUGACUCAAAUGAGACUGCACCUGACGUUGGUACGGAUUGCAAGAAGGAAACCAACAGCGCUAAAAAAGAACGUUUUCAUGAUGAACUAGUUAAUCAGAAUUAUCAAUCUGCAGAGAUGAAAUCAGAGCUCAAUGUCAAGACGGAAGGAAACGAAUGCACUGACGAUAUAUCUCAUCAUGAUGUAGAGUCUAUAAAAGAAAAAGAGACAAAACAGGAUGAACAUAAAGAAAACGAGAUAUACUUGAAGUUUGAUUUCGAUACACUGACCAACAGCCAUAAACAUACCAUAUCUGAAAUCCGAAGAAUCGUUCACGCACAGAUGGAAGAUCAAGUUGUCAAGGCUAUUUCUCAGGCUGUGCUGGAAGAAAUGGAGCUCCCUAGAGAGACAGGGAUCGUCUCCUACGUAGAGGAAUGUGCUAAAAUAUGUUGGCUAGCGCGUUUACAUGAUCCGCCGGUUUACAUCGAGUUUGAAGAUAUUAAAGAUGACUCACUGUUUAAGGCUGAAAUGUAUAAGGCAUAUACUAAGACAGGCAAACGGCUGGAUUACGUUGUUUGGCCUCCGGUUUUCCUGUAUAAAAAUGGACCAAUGUUGAGCAAAGGUGUGGCGCAAGGAAAGUAAUUCUAAAGUCGCUAUUAUUGUGUAUAUGUUUACUUAAGGUUUAAACAGGAUACUGUUUAUAUUGUUGGUCACUGGUCAGUUCUGUUAUUGUUACUUAAACAUUGUAUAUGUGUGCUACUUAAUGCAUGUGCAUUAUUCUUAUCGAAUGAACACUGUGUUUUUUUUUUAAUUUAAUUUAGUGUUUAAAAAUGUUUAGCGGACUGCGUAGUGUUCGUUUUCAAACCAAUAUUUUCACAUGUGUUAAACAUAUUUCGUUUAUGCAAAUAUUCCUUUUGGUUAUACCAGUCUUCUAAAGGGUAAUUAUUAUAAAAAACAAAUUCAAUUUAGCUCUUGGUCAAUUUUUAAAUAUAAAACGAGUAAGCUUCUAUUUGGAAACUGAUUUUUUUUUCAAACUGCAUGCUGUUAUGUUAUGUAAUAUUAUUUCAUUAAGAGCGACUAAUGGCGGAUUCUAUAUUUAUAUGGUCUGAGUUCAAUACUAUUCCCCUAAUCCCCUUAUCCCUCAAAAUUGUAAAAUAUCUUUGAAUAGUACAUUAAUUCUUCUAUAAGAAGAGAAAUAAUGGUACAACAGGCUACAUAUGUUACAAAUACAAUGUUGUAAAGAUAAUGUAUGCAUUUUCUGCCAGACAUAAUUGCUUUAAGUAUAAUUCACAAUUUUAACAUAAUUAAAAGUUUUCGUUUGAGUUUGAGACGUUACGAAUACAGGCCUGGAACGAUCUUACAGACUCUAUGUUUCUCGACUGAUAUUAAAUGCAUACAUCUUUUCUAACAUAAUGGGCAUAAUGUCAUGAUAAAUAUCUUGUUGCACGCUGAAAAUGAAGUUAUUUUUUUUCCAUUACAUUGUUGUAAUGACUAUUGUUUUAAUGUUUUUUAACCACAAAAAAGCUCCAAAUAUCCGUAGCCUUAGGCACGUUACAUUAAAUGUGUGUAUUUGUUUAUAUUAGCAAAUUCGCUGGAGAAAAACUAAUGGUUGAUAGUUAGCAAACCCUGCUUAAGAAAUACACCUUUAUUUGAUAUGAAAAUUAAUAUAUAUUUUAAGCGAAAUUGAGAUUUCAAUGUCGGAAUCAUUAUUAUUAUUACCUUAAAAAUGUGUGUUUCGAUUGAAAGUUUCCUAUUUUUUUUUAUUUUUGAAUGUGUUUGUUGCACUUUGAUUAUGUACCACUUUUUUUUGCUUUAUUUUAUUGCUAAUCAACAACAUGUUAUAUCUGUAAUAUACUUUCAGUUACCUUAAAAUGUGUGUUUGUCAUUAAAAUUAGCCUACUGAUUUCCUUACCAAAAGUGUGUAGUGUAUUUGUCUUUUACAUUAUUUGAUUUUUAAUAUUAAUAUAAUAGUAUGCAUGUAUUUUAAUUUCUAACAUGGACAUCUUCACAUCUAUGGUGAAUAUGUUCUAUUCUUGUAAUAUACAUAUUGUUGGUUAAUCAGAAUAUAUACCAUUCGAUACAAAACAAUUUAUUAAUAUUCUUCCAACAUUUUAACAUCUGCUUUUGUAUAGUACUUGACUAUAGUUGUUCUUUCUUGGACAUGCUAGGUAUGGAGAGCUAAAGGUUUGUUGUUAGUGGCCACCGAUCUUUAACAUAGGGCACCGCCAGAUUGUCGGUUUAGUUGCAAUAAGUUAAAUUGUUAAUUGAAUGACAUUUAUGAAUGAAGUAACACUAAUAUUGACUUAAAAUUAAAUUGUUGAAGAGUAUAUCCCUUUUGACCAUAGAUGGGCAUGACCAUCAUAACAAGUUGAUAAUGUGACGCUGGAUGUAAUUUAUUUGAACCACGUCUGGAUUCAGGGAAGACAAAUAUGAUCGUUGUUUGCAUUCAAUGUGUAAACUUCAUUCAAAAGAUAAUAAAUUGGAAACUUAGUAUAAUUGAAGAGAAUUUUCCUGGGGAGUAAUUGA
Messenger RNA from Mya arenaria, 4293 nucleotides. RefSeq names its product myosin-10-like. The record is from RefSeq and is a predicted model, not a curated record. The coding region runs from base 151 to 2409 and encodes 752 amino acids. NCBI's taxonomy places the organism in Eukaryota, Metazoa, Mollusca, Bivalvia, Myida, Myidae. The transcript has 21 exons.